CCGCAAGAACAGAAGGAGCCCGCCAGCAAGAAACAAAGGUACUCGAACCCCGAAGCCAGUCUGAAGGCCCGACAGGAGUGUCAUCACGUCAAAUUCUUCUACGGCGCUUUUGUCAGAAACGAAGAAGCUCUUUAUGUGUUUAGCGAAAAACUGAAGCAUAAGAUUCGACAGGACGAUGUAAGGCCAGUUGGCCCGUUUGCAUCACCUCUACUGCCAGAGCCACCGCUGUUUCCGAUGGACUUGACCAUAUGCAACGAGACCUGCGCAAUCAAAGUUCAACAAUUUGGACGAACUCUCAAGAGCUUUAUCUCAGAAGGGACUGGUAAAUCUAUUGCCCGGCAUUGUUGGAAUAGCGUACAAAUGUCUUUGUCUCACCGAGAAAUCACUCUGUAUGAUUGCGGACCUGCAUGCGAAUAUCGGAUCCCUUCUCUGUGUCAAUGCUCAUUCACACUUGAGAUCUAUUCAAAGUAUAAGAAGUCCAUCACGGAUCUCAGGUCAGAAAUGACGACAGGCGAGGUACGUGGUGGUGGGCGAAAACCUCCAGACAGUCCUCUAGUCAAGUGCGAGUCGGGGCGUUUUUCGAAGGCAAUUAUCGAAAAUAUCGUGAUCGGCCAACACUGGCGCCUUUUGGGAGUCGAAGAAGUCAAAGACGUACCAUGUCGGAAGUCUUCUACUAGGCCUCCAUCUGACUUCAGGGUUCCUCCCGAAACGUGGUGUCGUUGUAACAAUUUGGACCGUAACAAGCAGCGACAGGAUUGCGACCAUGAAAAUGUAGAAUGUUGGAGGGAAUUUUGGGUAGGCCGCGAAAAAAGAGUGGAGCGAGUUUCUCCAGCGGAAGUGAUCUCUGCUGCUGCAAUCGCAAACGACGAAUUUGACCAGAAGUCUUGGCAGAGGAUGUUGCUAGGUUUGAACCUUAAUGAACUUGUCGAACGUGCGGCUUCGUCUGAAGAGAGGACUGAGGAAUUGCGUUGAUUGUUUCCAAAAGCUUUAGCUAAAUUGCCUGAUAUUGUCGACGUAGUGCGAGUUUCUUGAUCAGCUGCUGAGUAGCGACAUGUUUCCCGUGUCCACAGGUCAAUCAGAAUCCUUCGGCGUCGUAGCCGAAAAGGCUGAGUGCGUCGUACUGCAGUACACAUCAUCAUGUUCAUCGAACGCCUGAACGACUGUCCAGGGCAGUUGUAGUUCAUUGAUUAGUCAACGCAUCUCAAGGCAUGUGAAACGGGAAAUCAUCUUCCUCACGCAUUAUCGAGCAUCUCAAGCACCAGAUAUUCAACAGUCUGCCACCGUCGCGUACUUAAAUAGU
This is a messenger RNA of Protomyces lactucae-debilis, 1300 nucleotides long. RefSeq lists its product as uncharacterized. Bases 235 to 972 code for a protein of 245 amino acids. The transcript has a single exon. NCBI's taxonomy places the organism in Eukaryota, Fungi, Ascomycota, Taphrinomycetes, Taphrinales, Protomycetaceae. The record is from RefSeq and is a predicted model, not a curated record.